CGGCAAUAAUAUCGACCAGCAGCACCAAGACACGACUGCAGGCUGCUGACCGCCUGCUGCUGCUGCCAUUGUGCAUCGCAAUCCGCUACAUCUUUUACUCCUCUUGCUCCAUCACACACACCACAUCCCACAUCCUCUCUCUCCACAAACACGCUUGCGUGACUACAGCCGCGAUCCGCCCCGCCCCCCCGCCCCGCCCGCUCCGCAUAGCUCCACACUCCGGCGUCACACCGACCGCGUCCGAACUCACCGCCUACCGCCGUUCCUGUCGCCCGCGGGCCCAAAAGUCCGGGAUCAAGCGCGCGCGCACGCAUAGCAUACCACCGUCGCCGCCGACGGACGACGACGAGAGCGAACGACGUCCAAAGUCUGGCUCACUUUCGUCAACACGCCACUUGGUCGUUCCUCGAUCCCAUCACACACCCGCAUACACGGCCAUCUGACGCCGAACUAGAACUACGACGUCGACGACGACGCGAGUUCGACGCUCGCCUCAUUACCACGGCACACACUUAUCUCUCCAACAAGUCCAUCGACGACUCGUUGCCCUUUACCCACAUUCCCCACCCCCCCUACUAACGGCGUCGUCCCACUGGGACCAUAGCCCAUCAUGGACACGCCAGCGCCAACCAGCAAUGCAAAGCCGGCAAAGUUCAAGCUCGACCCCAUGUCGCUCUUGCUGCCCCACGAGCGCGUCGCCAUGCUAGGAGCACAGAAGCCUCCAUCCGCGGCUGCGGCUGCUGCACAGGCUGCCAACCCCACCGCCGACCCCUACGCCGCAUUCCGACAGCCGCCUGCACCGGUUCACGCGACCGGACAUCAGAUCGGCCGUCCUGCGCCGCUAGCUCAGCCUAGUCACUAUGUCCCCGUUCCACCAGGACAAGCCGCGCCGUUAUCACCACCCGCGUCGCUCAUGUCGACGCCGCCCUCGGCGUGGGACGCUUCGUCUUCCUGGGGCGGCAUGGAGGGCGUGAUCGAGGGCUCGGCGUCGGGACAGUGGCAGGGACGGUUCCCUGCAGGCGGAUCAAGCCUAGGAAUUUAUCCUCACGGUUGGCACCCACACCGCGGACAAGCACGGUUGCAAGACUGGGAGAUUGUCGAGACGCUCGGCACUGGCACGUUUGGACGUGUUUUACUGGUUCGCCAGAGGCCAUCUUACCGGCCGACGGCCUACCACCCAAUCUUCCCGCACCUGUACCAGUCGCCGGAUCCGCAUUCGCCGUCCCCUGCGUCGACACAACAAGCCGACGGACAGCUGCCUCACUUUGCCAUGAAGGUGCUGAGAAAGUCUGAGAUUGUGCGCCUCAAGCAGGUCGAGCACAUCAACUCUGAGCGGCGGAUCCUCGAGCGCGUGCGGCAUCCAUUCAUCGUCGAGCUCUACUCGACAUACCAGGACAACCUCAACGUCUACAUGCUGUUGUCCUACAUUCCCGGUGGCGAAUUGUUCUCACACUUGCGACGAGCGGGGCGUUUCUCUGCCGACGUCACGAGGUUCUACCUGGCGUCCAUUGUCCUCGCGAUCGACUACCUCCACUCGAACAAUAUCAUCUACCGUGACCUCAAGCCGGAGAAUUUGUUGCUCGACCGGACAGGCUACCUCCGCAUUGCUGAUUUCGGAUUUGCAAAGGUGGUCGAGGACCGAACCUUCACGCUUUGCGGUACUCCCGAGUACCUAGCGCCGGAGAUUGUCCUGUCGCAAGGCCACGGCAAGGCUGUCGACUGGUGGGCGCUCGGUAUCCUGGCAUUUGAGAUGCUCGCAGGCUACCCGCCCUUCUUUGACGACCACCCGCUCGGCAUCUACGAGAAGAUCCUGCGCAACGAGGUGGCGUUCCCUUCGCACAUCGACCCGUACGCCAAGGACUUGAUUCGGGGUCUGUUGACCGCGGACCGAACGAAGCGUCUCGGCAACUUGCGCGGCGGCGCACGCGAUGUCAUGAACCACCCGUGGUUUGCCGGUGUCGACUGGGGAUCGCUUGAGAGGAAGGAGAUUGGAGCGCCGAUUGUGCCGCGGGUCGGCAGCAUGAGCGACUCUCAAAACUUCCAACGAUACCCGCCACCGCGGCCGACGGAACUGCCGGGUAUCUUCGGCACGCCAUACGACGCGACCGAGGACCCAUACGAAUCCCUGUUCCGCGAGUUUAGCUUUCCCAGCGGCCGUGCCGCUGAGGACGUAAUGGACGAGGAGUAGGUGUAGUAGUAGAUGGGACUAGAGUUUUUUUUUAUGCGAGCCGACUGGGCACGCUUUUCUAUGCAUAUCUGGGUUUUAGGG
This is a messenger RNA of Vanrija pseudolonga, 2269 nucleotides long. It is a transcript of the gene PRKX, whose product is annotated as cAMP-dependent protein kinase catalytic subunit PRKX. Gene Ontology annotation, molecular function: cAMP-dependent protein kinase activity; ATP binding. Lineage: Eukaryota; Fungi; Basidiomycota; Tremellomycetes; Trichosporonales; Trichosporonaceae. The record is from RefSeq and is a predicted model, not a curated record. Gene Ontology annotation, cellular component: cAMP-dependent protein kinase complex; cytosol. Bases 611 to 2188 code for a protein of 525 amino acids. Gene Ontology annotation, biological process: signal transduction; peptidyl-serine phosphorylation. The transcript is spliced from 3 exons.